Choloepus didactylus (southern two-toed sloth) is the source of this 2899-nucleotide messenger RNA. It is a transcript of the gene TBC1D2, whose product is annotated as TBC1 domain family member 2. The transcript is spliced from 13 exons. Lineage: Eukaryota; Metazoa; Chordata; Mammalia; Pilosa; Megalonychidae. The record is from RefSeq and is a predicted model, not a curated record. The coding region runs from base 74 to 2863 and encodes 929 amino acids.
CUCCCUCCUGGAGGUGCCCGCCCAGCGCGGACGGUCGGCCCGGGCGCGGCUCGUCAGUGGCCGGCAAGCUGGGAUGGAGGGCGCCGGGGAGAAGCCCCCCGAGUCCAGCUCCGCCGUUCCCCGGCCCGAAGAGCCCCGGUUCCCCGGCGCCGAGGUGUGGCCUCACGAGGAGUCGGGGGGCUGCGCCCGGCCCCCGGAGACGGCCCCCAAGAAACUCUGCGGGUAUCUGAGUAAGUUCGGCGGCAAAGGGCCCAUCCGGGGCUGGAAGUCCCGCUGGUUCUUCUACGACGACAGGAAAUGUCACCUGUAUUACUCGCGGACGGCGCACGAUGCCAACCCCUUGGACAGCAUCGACCUCUCCGGGGCGGUCUUUGACUGCAAGGCGGACGCCGAGGAAGGGACCUUUGAAAUCAAGACUCCCAGCCGGGUUAUCACCCUGAAGGCCACCUCCAAGCAAGUGAUGCUCUACUGGCUGCAGCAGCUGCAGAUGAAGCGCUGGGAGUUCCACAACGGCCCGCCCGUGCCCCCCGCCACCCCGGCUGGGAACCAGCCCGCCGUGCACCUCCAGCUAGAGCCUGAGGAGGCGGAGCUGGAGGAAUUUCUGUGCCCAGUGAAGACGCCCACGGGGCUCGUGGGUGUGGCAGCCGCCUGGGAGCCUGUCCCCACCAUGCCCUUGGCUCUGCAGAAUAUUUCCCUCAAGCACCUGGGGACUGAAAUACAAAACACGAUGUGUAACAUCCGCGGCAACAAGCAGGCCCAAGGCGCAGGCCCCGGGCCCCAAGAGGAAGAUUCUCCAUGGAGCGGGGAGCCCCAGAGAGAGGAGCAGCCCGUGCCCCCUGACCCCAGUACCCCAGGAAAAGAGCCAGAAGAUUCUCCAAAGUCUACACCCAAGUGCUCUCGGACAGCAAAUUUCAUUCAGAAAGCCAAGCGCCAGAACGCCACCUUCCCACUCUUCCCCGAAGGGCUUGCGCGGAGCCGCGUCUCCCAGGAGAAGACGGCGGCCUUGGAGCAGCAGGUGCUGGUGCUCACCAAGGAGCUACGGUCUCAGAAGGAGCUGGUGAAGAUUCUGCACAAGGCGCUGGAGGCCGCCCAGCAGGAGAAGAGGGUGUCCAACGCAUACCUGGUGGCGGCCGGGGACCAGGACCGGCUCGAGCUGGUGCGGCACCAGGUGCGGCAGAUCGCGGAGCUGGGCAGGCGGGUGGAGGCACUGGAGCGUGAGCGGGACAGCCUGGCGCAGACAGCGAGCCUGCGGGAGCAGCAGGUGCAGGAGCUGCAGCAGCACGUCCAGCUGCUCAUGGACAAGAACCAGGCCAAGCAGCAGGUCAUUUGCCAGCUGUCCGAGAAGGUCACCUGGGACUUCACGCAUCCCCCCAGCGAGCCUGCUGCACCCCCAGAGGCCACCGACAGGGACUUCCUGAGCCAGCAGGAGAAGCUGGAGCACCUGAAGGAUGACAUGGAAGCAUACCGGACCCAGAACCGCUUCCUCAACUCCGAGAUCCACCAGGUCACUAAGAUCUGGAGGAAGGCGGCUGAGAAGGAGCGGGCCCUUCUGAUGAAGUGCGCCUACCUCCAAGCCAAGAACUGCCAGGUGGAGAGCAAGUACCUGGCCGGGCUGCGGCAGCUGCAGGAGGCCGUGGGCAGCGAGGCCGGCGAGUGCUCGGAGCUGCUGAGGCAGCUCACCCAGGAGGCGCUGCAGUGGGAGGCCGGCGAGGCCGCGGCCACCAGCGUCGGGCUGAGCCCCAUCAGUGAGUACGACGAGUACGGCUUCCUGACGGUGCCCGACUACGAAGUGGAGGACCUGAAGCUGCUGGCCAAGAUCCAGGCGCUGGAGGUGCGCUCCCACCACCUGCUGGCCCACGAGGCGGUGGAGCGGCCGCUGCGGGAGCGCUGGGCGGCCCUGGGCGAGCUGGCGCCCUCGGCCGAGCUCAAGCAGCUGCUGCGGGGCGGUGUGCCCCGCGAGCACCGGCCACGCGUCUGGGCCUGGCUGGUCCACCGCCGCAUCCAGACCCUGCAGGCCCCCGGCCGCUACCAGGAGCUGCUCAGCCGCGGCCAGGCCGGCCAGCACCCCGCCGCCCGCCAGAUCGAGCUGGACCUGAACCGGACCUUCCCCAACAACAAGCACUUCACCUGCCCCACCUCUGACUUCCCUGACAAGCUCCGCCGGGUGCUGCUGGCUUUCUCCUGGCAGAACCCCACCAUCGGCUACUGCCAGGGCCUGAACAGGCUGGCGGCCAUUGCCCUGCUGAUCCUGAAUGAGGAGGAGAGUGCCUUCUGGUGCCUGGUGGCCAUCGUGGAAACCAUCAUGCCAGCUGAUUACUACAGCAAGACACUGGUGGCUUCCCAGGUGGACCAGCGGGUGCUCCAGGACCUGCUCGCGGAGAAGCUGCCCAGGCUGAUGGCCCACCUGUGGCAGCACCACGUGGACCUGUCCCUCAUCACCUUCAACUGGUUCCUCGUGGUCUUCACAGACAGCCUCAUCAGCGACAUCCUGCUCCGCGUCUGGGACGCCUUCCUGUACGAGGGCAUCAAGGUGGUGUUCCGCUACGCCCUGGCCAUCUUCAAGUACAACGAGAAGGAGAUCCUGAGGCUGCAGGACAGCCUGGAAAUCUACCAGUACCUGCGCUUCUUCACCAAGACCAUUUGCAACAGCCGGAAGCUGAUGAACAUCGCCUUCAACGACAUGAACCCCUUUCCCAUGAGGCAGCUGCGGCAGCUGCGCGUGGCCCACCGGGAGCGGCUGGAGGCAGAGCUGCGGGAGCUGGAGCGGCUCAAGGCCGAGUACUUGGAGACCCAGGCGGGCCAGGGCCGGAGGACCCCGCCUGAGGCCUGCGCCAGCGAAGACGAGGGGGACGGGGAGGCCUGAGCCGGCCCCCCAGUGUCCUUCUCCCCCUUGGCUGCC